AAACUAAGUACAUAUAAGUAAUGCCUCCCGUCGUGGCAGCCGAUGAUUGGCUUCUUUUACCUACACAGUUCAGCUCGCCGUCUACACUGGUGACCGGACCCACGGGAACAUACCAAACUUGGCAAUCUACGCAUGGGACUCAUCAAGGAACCAGUGCAAUUGGCAUUAGAGCACGAAGCCAUGCGAUUAAUCAUCUCCCUCCGGUUUCAUGACAAGUCGGUGUUAAAUCAGUGCCACAACUAGACAAUUAGGGUGUCAUCUCGGCAAGAUGCCUCACUUGUGCGAAUCAUCGGCUUCGCAGAAAUGAUAUUGAUGCUCGCAAUCUAUAUAGCGCCCAAUCCUCUUUGCUUCCCGCAUUCAUGACAUCUGCAAAGAUGCAGUCAUCCCAUGCAGACAAUAUCGCCCCUCUCCCCUUAUUCUCUCCGCGGAAGACCUCUAGGUUGCGGGGACCGCGCCCAUGUAGCUGGCUUCAAACGGCAACAUCGGUGAGAGAAGAAUCUGAAGAGAGCUGGUCAUGGACGUGUCGGCAGGUUGGCCUGUCCAGAGCGUCAACAAUAUGCUCCCGCACCUCUAGCGACUCUUCUCUAUCCAAUCAGUCCAGUAUCACUUCCGAAUCCUCGUCCCCUUCAGCGUCGUGUAUUGACGACACAGAGAGUUUGCCAUUUGAUCACAAGUCGUCACGCAUACAUAAACGUCGCUCUCAGCGGCUAAGACCAUCGGGUCCUCGACCUCCAUCCACUCCACAUUCUCCCAGUUCUCCCGUGCGACCGACUCUUUCUGUCAAUACAUCACUAGUACAAUUACCUCCCGUUCCCCUUGAGCAACCCGUCCUUCCGCUGGACCUGGCGGGGUUCCCACACAUUGCCCCAACUGAACCUACGACACCCGCCCCUCAGUUACCUCCAGCGAUUGCGUUUUCACCCUCAGAUAUACUUGAUUGGGACACAAUAUUUGAGGUUUUAGCUUUGGAAAGUAACGCCAUAGUUUGAGCUUGGAGCAGUUAUUAGACUACGAAUAUCUCGCACCCGGUCAUAUAGCAUACUCACGCUUUUCGUGGAUACGCUCGCGGUCACGAAUACUCACUCCAUUUUACGAACUCAUGAUUUGGUGCCUAAUUUCUCGCA
Molecule: messenger RNA, 1124 nt
Organism: Suillus paluster
Lineage: Eukaryota; Fungi; Basidiomycota; Agaricomycetes; Boletales; Suillaceae
Exons: 2
Coding region: 360-989 (209 amino acids)
Source: RefSeq, a predicted model, not a curated record